Molecule: messenger RNA, 5000 nt
Organism: Eleginops maclovinus (Patagonian blennie)
Lineage: Eukaryota; Metazoa; Chordata; Actinopteri; Perciformes; Eleginopidae
Gene: itgb5
Product: integrin, beta 5
Exons: 16
Coding region: 547-2958 (803 amino acids)
Biological process (GO): cell migration; cell adhesion mediated by integrin; integrin-mediated signaling pathway
Cellular component (GO): integrin complex; focal adhesion; cell surface
Molecular function (GO): integrin binding
Source: RefSeq, a predicted model, not a curated record
UGCUGGGGAAUGGGCGGAGAUUCCAGCUGGGAAACAAACCGGACUAACUGAAAAGGCAACACAGAAACCUGGAGCAGAAACCUACCGCUGGAGUUGUGUGCAUUAUUUAUCCUUUUUACGGCCUUUUUUGUUGCCUCUUCAUCUUUUUGGCGCAGAUUUUCCCCCGUGUGGUACCGAGGAGUGCCAUGAAAUCCAUGGAGAAGUUGUGGAGUUGCUGUCAGCUAUGGGUGAAGUAGUCAUUAGGACGUGGAAACCUGCGGUAGAGAAGUCCCAAAACAGAACCUCAGGAUCAACAGGACUGCGAGGAGCGCUCCCUUUCUGCACAAUCUCAAACACAAUGGAAGAGUCUCCGUGUCUUUACGCGGAUACAGCACUAUGAGCCCAGACAACGCGCGAGCUGAGAUGGUCUAAAUCACACUCUUCUGUGGAGGUUUGCACACAUAAAGAGGAGUUAAUCCAAUGAGAGAGCUGAUGGUAAAGUAAUUACCGGUGUCAGCUGCGAAUAGACACUCAAAUCUGGUAUUUCAACAACACGCCGCUGACACCAUGUGGAGCCCGGGGACGUGGUUGUGGAGAGCGGCUGUGUGCUGCAUGCUUCUGGAAACAUUUCUGCACACUGCCAGAGGUCUUAACAUGUGUAUGGGUGGCAGCGCUACUUCCUGUGAAGAAUGCCUCCUGAUCCACCGCAGUUGCGCCUGGUGCGCACAAGAGGAGUUUGGGAGGGGACGGACUCUGAACUCACGGUGCGAUUUCAGUCAGAACCUGCAGAAGAGGGGCUGCGAGGCUCGGUUCAUCGAGUAUCCCAGCAGCAGCAUCUCGGUGCUGCACAACAUGCCUCUGAGCUCUAAAGGAUCCGGGUGGACCCAGAACGACGUGGUCCAGAUUCAGCCUCAGAAGAUCUCCGUCAGCCUGCGGCCAGGAGACCAGACGUGGUUUGAGCUGCAGGUGCGGCAGGUGGAGGAUUACCCCGUGGAUCUCUACUACCUGAUGGACCUCUCUCUCUCCAUGAAGGAUGAUCUGGAGACCAUCCGUAACCUCGGCACCAAACUAGCCCAGGAGAUGGGCAAGCUCACCAGCAACUUCAGGCUGGGCUUCGGCUCCUUCGUGGACAAAAACAUGUCGCCCUUUUCCUACACCGCUACCAAGUACCAGGAGAAUCCGUGCAAUGGAUACAAACUGUUCCCCAACUGCGUCCCCACCUUCGGUUUCCGCCACAUCCUCUCGCUGACGGACAAAGUGGACCGCUUCAACCAGGAGGUGCAGAAGCAGAUGGUGUCUCGCAACCGGGACGCACCGGAGGGCGGGUUCGACGCCAUCCUGCAGGCGGCCGUUUGUAAGGAGGAGAUCGGGUGGAGGAAGGAGGCGUACCACCUGCUGGUGUUCGCCACAGAUGAUGUUCCUCACCUGGCUCUGGACGGCCGGCUCGGGGGCCUCGUGCAGCCCCACGACGGGGAGUGCCACCUCAACGACAAGAACGAGUACAGCGCCUCCACACAGAUGGACUAUCCCUCUCUGGCUCUGCUGGGGGAGAAACUGGCAGAAAAUAACAUCUUCCUCAUCUUCGCCGUGACGAAGCGCCUCUACGUUAUUUAUAAGAACUUCACUGCACUCAUACCUGGAACCACGGUAGAAAUCCUGGACACGGACUCUAAGAAUGUCAUUCAGCUGAUCAUCGCAGCGUACAACAAUAUCCGCUCUAAAGUGGAGCUGUCGGUGUGGGAUCACCCGGAGGACAUCAGCCUCUCCUUCACCGCCACCUGCCAGGAUGGGAAGCCGCUGCCGGGCCUGAGGAAGUGUGCUGACCUGAAGAUAGGAGACACAGUAUCGUUCAACGUGAGUGUGGAGGCGAGAAGCUGCCCCCCCCGUGGCACCGACCAGAGCUUCACCAUCAAGCCGGUGGGCUUCAAAGACCAUCUGCAGGUGUCUGUGGAUUACCAGUGUGACUGCGGCUGCAGCCGGACGGCCAAAACCAACAGCAGUAUCUGCAGCUCCAUAGGUACCUACAACUGCGGGACGUGUCACUGUGAGCCGGGGUACCUGGGCGCCCGCUGCGAGUGUCAGGAGGGCGAGUCCGGCAGCUCGUUCCUGAGCGCCUGCCGCGAAGCCGAGGGGAAGCAGGUGUGCAGCGGGCGGGGGGAGUGCAGCUGCAACCAGUGCCUCUGCUACGAGUCCGAGUUCGGAAAGAUCUACGGGAGCUACUGCGAGUGUGAUGACUUCUCCUGCGCCCGACACAAAGGCAUCCUCUGCUCAGGUCACGGAGAGUGUCACUGCGGGGAGUGUAAAUGCCACGCCGGCUUCAUCGGGGACAACUGUAACUGCUCCACAGAGACGUCCACCUGCAUCGCGGACGACGGGCAGAUGUGCAGCGGCAGAGGAAGCUGCGUGUGUGGCCACUGUCAGUGCACCGAGCCCGGGGCGUUCGGAGACACCUGCGAGAAGUGCCCCACCUGCCCCGACGCAUGUGGCACCAAAAGGGAGUGUAUCGAGUGCCGGCUCUUCAACUCUGGACGGCUUGCAGACAACCAGACCUGCCAGCGCCUCUGCAAGGAUGAAAUCAUCACCGUGGAGACACUCGACACAGACGACCCCGCCGCUGUGCUCUGUCUCUAUAAGACAGAAAACGACUGUGUCAUGAAGUUCACAUACUCUGAACACGCCAGCGGACUAUCCAUCCUCACCGCUCUGAAAGAACCAGAGUGUGGUGGUGGUCCGGACGCUCUGAUGGUGCUGCUGGCGGUGGUGGGCAGCAUCCUGCUGGUGGGGGUGGUGCUGCUCGCUGUGUGGAAGUUGGCGAUCACCGUUCACGACCGGAGGGAGUUUUCACGCUUCCAGAACGCACGCUCACGAGCCCGAUACGAGAUGGCCUGCAACCCUCUGUACAAGCAUCCUGUCACGACACAUUUUGUAGAAACAGAUUUUGACAUGUACGGGAAGUCCUACAACGGGGGGGUCCACUGAUCCCUCGGCACGGGGGCACGGCAGGACCGGUCCGACGACAACACAUCCCUGGAGGACAUCCCUCUGCACACUUCUCACCUGAUAACUGAAGUGACAUGAACUUCCUGUUUCCAAGAGGGGAAAUCUGUGGCCUUUUUUUAUCUUUAGGAGCCUCCCACAGAGACGUGAUCUUUAUUUUCUUCAUGACAGCACAACCGUCGGAGGAGCAGCAGCAAAAGCAAAACAUGAACUCCUUGGUCAGGUUUAGAGAGAAUAGAGUCAGCGGUGAGUUUGUCUGCAGCUACACAAAAUAAAAACUCCAACGUAAAACCACCAUUCAGUCUUUGCACAGAGCAGGCAGAACAUUGGCUUAUAUUGGUAUAUUUUUAUAAACACUAAAAAUGCCUUUUUUUUGUUGUUUUUGUUUAGUAUAAACUUUGCACCCAACAGGAGAUAUUCUCAAAUUCACAGGAUGAUUCAAAAGCACAUACGUCUGAAGUGGGCUAUGAUGACGUUGUGGUACUACUAACAUUCACUAAGCAAUAGACUUCUUACCCUCAUUUUGCACAGAGAAAAUUAAGAGUCAAGUCUCAUAAAGAUUUACAUUUUCUUUUAUGUAGUGUGUGUGCAUAUGUGUGUGUGUGUGUGUUGUGGUAAACUCCAGUUGCACUCCCUUCUCUUAAGCUGAAUCAUAAGGUACCAGCUCACCCGCCUUAAAGCGAGUGGUUUUUUUAAUGUCUUUCUGUUAACUAAUCCCAUGAAAAGACCAAAACUAAGAAUAUGGAAGUCUCUUAAUACUCUCAGAUUUCUGACAGACCCAAAUUCCUUUGUUCCUGAGACAGAAAUCUUUGAAAUACUUCAAAAAUGUUCAUUUUUUCUUGCAGUAAUUUGCUCAAAUAUAGUAGGAAACAGUGAGUAUGUUGGGGACUAUUUUCUGCAGAGGAUGAAUACACAUUUAUAUUUCUAGUUAAGUAUUUACAGUAAAGCUCAACCAGUUGUUAAUUGAUUGGUCAAUUAGGGAAUAGUUUAUCUGCAGCCAUUUUUAUGAUGGUUUAUAAUUUAAAUGUCUUUCUUUUAUUAUUAAAAACAUUCAAUAUUCUUUAGUCCCAGUUUUAUUAUUCAGAAAAUUAAAUUUGCUGCAUUUAGGCAUUAUGAGACAGUGACAGAUAUUAUGAAGAUUAACCCCUGACUUUAUUGAUAGACGGUCAGUAGUAGUUAAGGGGGCUUCAUGGCACAGAGGAGUGAGAUAUCCUCGUGUUAGUUGCUUCAGAUCAUUGUUGGUUUUGGUCUUUUGGUUGAAUAAAAAACUGAAAUAUGACCAGCCUCUAAACCCUUAGCCCCUAAAUUAAUAGAGUAUAUCCAUCACUGUGGUAAAAGCACAUUUAUAUGAUGAUAAAGUAGAUCCUUGGAGAUCCUUGGAACUUGGACACAUGCAGUACUUUGAAAAAAUGUGGAUUUGGAAAUACAGUAUGACCAGAAAUCCCUGGAAAAACAUAUCUUAAAUCUCAGUGGGAUAUCCUUGGGUGAAUUAAGGAUAAAUAAACAUUUUUAAAAAUGAAGGGCUACUUCCAUACUAAGUCCUUAUGAUGGUGCAUCCACUCUGCCUCCACUGGGAAUGGGUGGAAACUUCUUGAAAGCUCAAAGACAUAGAGUCAUAAAUCUGCAAUUACCCACAGGAAUAGCUUGAACUGUCGCAGGGAAAUCUGACAGUGUGACGAGGGUGCUCUGUGGCCUUUUCUGUCACAGUCUUACAGUAAAAGUGGCAGGGACUUGGAGUUUAUGUGUGUGUUUGAGGGAGUGAGUGAGUGCAAAGAGUGUGUGUAAAUAAUAUAACAUGGGUUUGUAUGUACAUACCGUGCCAAAUGAAAUGUUUCCUGUUGUGCAGUUUUGACUAGGUUCGGCUGUGUGUCUUGGCACAUUUACUAAGAAAAAUCACCCACAUCUCUUUCAGUCUUCCUGUACAGACGUGAACAUUUUCACAUGGAUGAACAGACUCACACCCCUUCAUGUCUAUGUAAUACUGCGCACAGAGCAAGAACAAUAAAUCUGCUUAUGUCAAAAUG